AUGUCCCUCACCGCCCUCCUCGCCCUAGCCAUGACCCUCCCGAUAGCAACAACAACACCAACACCCCACACAAACCCCAAAUGCACCCCCGAAGCAAUCCAAUCCCUCCUCCCCCCAACCGGAAACGCCACCCUAACCUCCGUCACCUCACUGCCCUCCAACUCAACCUUCCACGUCCCCACCUCAAACCUCGCCUAUCCAAUUUUCCCCACCCAACUCCGCGCCCUCUGCGCCAUCGAAUUCAAACUCCCAUCGAGCGAGACUUCGUCAUACUCCUUCGGCCUCUUCCUCCCCGAUGACUGGAACUCUCGUUUCCUCGCUGUUGGCCAGGGCGGUUUCUCGGGAGGGAUCAAUUGGCUCGAUAUGGGCGCUGGAGUCGGGUAUGGGUUCGCUGCUAUGUCGACGGAUACGGGCCAUUCUUCCAUUUCCGCGAAUGGGACGUGGGCGUAUGAGAACCCUGAAGGGGUCGUGGAUUGGGCGUGGAGGGCGAUGCAUGGGAGUGUUGUCGUUGCGAAAGAGGUUGUUAAGGGGUACUAUGGCGAAGAGGCGGAAUGGAACUACUACAGUGGUUGUUCCACCGGUGGGAGGCAAGGUUUGAAGGAGGUGCAGAUGUUCCCCGAGGACUUUGAUGGGGUUCUGGUCGGGGCGCCGGCGUGGUGGACGAGUCAUUUGCAGACGUGGACGGUGAAGACUGGGCUGGAUAAUAUGCCGAAUACCAGUAGUCAUUACAUCCCGCCGGCGUUGUUUCCCGUGAUUGGGACGGAGGUGAUUAGGCAGUGCGAUGGGCAGGAUGGAGUCAGGGAUGGGAUUGUGAGUAGGCCGGAGGGAUGUCAUUUCGUUCCUGAGGCGUUGCUUUGUCGGGAGGGCGUGAGGAAUCAGACGCCGGAGGGGUGUUUGACGGUGGAGCAGAUUGGGACUUUGGGCAGGGUUUAUAAUGAUUAUGUUGAGACGAAUCAGACUUUUGUCUUUCCGCAUAUCAACCUGGGAGCCGAGUCGCAGUUCGAGGUCCUGAUGAGUGGAUCGAGGAUACAUCCACUGGGCAUUGACUAUGUGCGGUACUUUUUGCUGAACGAAUCGACGUGGGAUCCCAAGGACUUCGACUACCAGAUUGUUCAGGAGGCGGAUGCUGUUCAGCCGGGUAAUGCGAGUGCCAACAAGUUCGAUUUGAGGCCAUUCCAUAAGCGCGGGGGCAAACUGUUGCACUACCACGGCCUGGCUGAUGGUCUCAUCCCAACGGGAUCCUCCGAGCACUUCUACCGACAAGUACUGAACACGAUGACACCCAAAGACAUCGAGCUCGACUCCUGGUAUCGCUACUUCCGGAUCCCAGGUAUGCAGCACUGUGCUGGGACGCCCUCGGAUGUCAACGCACCUUGGUACAUAGCUGGCGGGAAUCAGGCAGCAGACCUUAGCAGUAGCACCAAUGGAGUACCUGGCUACCGGGAUGCGGAACAUGACGCUCUCCUAGCUCUGAUGGAAUGGACUGAAAAGGGCAAGGCGCCGGAGCAGAUCAUUGCAACAGUAUGGCAGAAUGAUACGCUGCAGGAUGAAGUGCUGAGGCAGCGACCGAUCUGCCCGUUCCCACAGCAUGCUGAGUAUGAUGGGAAGGGAGAUCUGGACGAGCCGGCAUCCUGGAAGUGUGGUUCGGAGUUUACGCUGCAAAGGCAGGAGUCGUAUUGA
Messenger RNA from Fulvia fulva, 1680 nucleotides. Its product is annotated as putative feruloyl esterase B-1. NCBI's taxonomy places the organism in Eukaryota, Fungi, Ascomycota, Dothideomycetes, Mycosphaerellales, Mycosphaerellaceae. The record is from RefSeq and is a predicted model, not a curated record. The transcript is spliced from 3 exons. Bases 1 to 1680 code for a protein of 559 amino acids.